AUGGCUGACGUCAUUCUACUUCCGCCAUCUUUCAAGAUCAUCGAGGUCAAAUUUCAUGCAACCGGAAACAAGAUGGCGGCCUUCAUGGCCUGGUCUCACGUGGACGCACGCCUCAAUUCCUAUUGGCUGUGCGAUUUAAAUGAAAAAUUUCACAUUCGCGCUAAAUCAAUUCUCGGUUGUAAUUGGAGGAUGAAAAGUACGGAUCACGUGGUUGGACUUCCGGCAAACGCUUGCUGGAUGGGAGUUGAGCGUACAAACAACAACAACAACAGCGAUGACAUCACCGAUGACGUCAGCAACACAAGCAACAUCAAUGAAAGUUCUCAGGUCUGCAGAUUUGAUGUAUCAGUAACAGAUGACGUAACGGAAAAUCUUUUAAUGGCCUCUUCCGGUAGGAUAUCGGAAGUUUACAUGGAUGGGAAAUUCCAGAAGCCAGUGUGGAAGAAUUACCACGACAAGAUGGCCGACCAUUACCAGAUUGACAGGCACAUCCGGGUCCUGGCCGUCGUCGUUGUGGGGGGCCUGAGGGAGAGACUCCUCAUGGUCUGGUCCAGCACUGGCAAGUAUAGCUCAGAUAAGAGCAUCGCGUACACUUUGCAUGUGAUUCGAGAGGAUCUGCUUGCGUUCGAAUCCGAUAACUGCAAGAGAAGCGGCAGGCAUCUUAACCUUUACACCAUCGCGCUGCCCUACACACAUAUUACUGCCAUUGUGAUGAGAAUCAUAUGGCGCUGCAGUGACACCUACCCCAGCGAUGAUUGGCUAUUUCUGUGGCGCAACAAAUCACGUGACAUCAUGCCUCUGGCCAAUCAGGGAGGAGCAAAUUUGCAGCUGGGAAUCAAUGUUAAGGGAGAUCAACUUCCGGUUGUAAAACAGCCAACCUCUCCUGCAAAGAAAAAGAAGAAGCGCUACAGAACUCGAGUGACGUCACCAAGGCGAAGAAUGUUGAAAAGAACGAAAAAACAGUUCGGCCAAAAUUUGAGACCAAAAACUUCAACAACUACUACUACUACAACAACUGGGAGACCGGUGAGUAAGAAAUUUUUCAAGAUGAGUUUCAAGGCAGCCAGAAAGAGACCAUCUAGAUUUAAGAGGUCAGAUGCGACAUCCACAAGUCAUAAUUGGGUUGUUUCCAUCGGAGGAGGCAUGCCACUGCAAGCCGUGUGGCUCUCAAUCAAAAGUAGUCGUCGUAGUAAUAAAAGUAGCGACAGCAGCAGCAGCAGUAGUGGCGGUGGUGGUGGUGGCAGUGGUAGUGGUAAGACCGCUGAUGAAGAAACAAAAUUCUAUUGUCGAUUGGACGUCAGAGAGAAAGAACUUCUGAUAGCGGCCCGGACGCAAAUUAAAUUUUAUCUUGAUGGCGAGCUGCAGCUACUGCAACAGCCACAGCAGCCACAGCAGCAACGACUGCCGCGACAUCUAAAACAACCACAGCAGCCACGAAUAUCUGACAUUGAGAAUCUCGAUAAAUGGUACAUUCCUAGUUUGAUCGACGUGUCAUCGAACCCGGGUGUCGUGGCUCUGGUGGUCAGAAAUCCAGACGGUAGAGCUGCAUUUACCGCGUGGGGAAGUUUGGGCGCGAAUAUGUACAGCACUAAUUCGAAUUGGAGAUGUGCCGACCAGGAACCGACUCAGGGAUGGAUGGCAAAACAACCACCACAACAACCACCACUACCACAACAACCACCACAACCACAACAACCACAACAACAAAAUCGCAGUUUCAACAUGUCAGCUGCCAUCAUAAUUUCUUCAAAUGACGUCAUCAAUCCGACCGAUUCUACCUGGAACAUGCCCGUUCUAGGGAUGUCACCUCGCUCACUCUGGAUCACUAGCGAGCAGUUCUCGAAUGUUAUUUACUGUCGGUUAAAUGUUAACGAUGUGAACGACAAUAAAGUGGCCGAUAUUAUACCGAAAAAAAUCAUUUUGCAACAUGACGAAUUGGUGAUAUCCGCCAACGGCUUACUAACUUCAUUUCGUGUGAAUGGAACCAAAGAACUAUUAGACACACUUCCGGCAAAGCCUGGAAUGGCUAGCGUGUUAAAAGUGAAUCCCAACGCAAAAAUAAUGACCAUAGAUAUAAAAGUGACAAAAAGAAAUGAUGAUAUCUUUGGUGAUUCUAUCGAUAGGGCCAAUACAUGGAUGGGUUUCGCAGUAUGGUCCGGUAACGAAUUGUAUAACUCAGAUAGCAGAUGGAGAUGUCACGGUGAUGAUGAUGAUGAUGAUGCUGGUGGUGGUGGUGAUGAUGAUGUGGGGAAGUUUUUGAGGGGUAGGAUUAAUGACUUUGACUUUGACAACACUCUCUACAACAACAACAACAACAACAACAAAACUAGCAAAGACAAAACAGCCAACAUGCGAAAUGAAAAUUUUACCUUUCGCGAUUGGCCAAGAGCAAAAUUUUUGCGUUGGAAUUUGGCUCAAAAAGGUACCAAGGACGACAACAACAACACCAACAACAAAAACAACAGCAUCAACAACAACAACAUCAACAACAUUGAUAGUGAGUGGAACGUUUUAGUUGCAUCAGCAAUGCUUCCUUUCGAAGCUAACUGGAUAACUUCUGCUGAGCUAAAAACCAAUGCCACUACUACAACUACAACUAAUAAUAAUAAUAAUAAUAAUAAUAAUAAUAAUAAUAAUAAUAAUUAUAAUAAUAGCGGCGGUAAAAAUGUCAAUCCCAAUGAGAGAGAUGAUGAUAAAAAAGCGAGAGAAAGAGAGAAAGUGAAAUACCUCAGAUGUUAUUUGGAUCUUACGGAAGAUACCCUGCUCGUGUCGGCCUACGACAACUUCGAAGUCUUCAUCAACGGCCGGCAAGUCGUCACUAACUUAAAGAACCGUCAUAACUGGCAGAUCGCUGACGUCAUUUCCGUUCCGCCGAAGGUCCAACUAAUCGGCGUGAAAGUUGAAUGGACGAAGUCUGAAAUUAGCGCGGAAACCGCGGCUUUCAUCGUUUGGUCUGCCAACAAAUUUCUCCGGACAGAUCGUAGAUGGCGCUGCUCCAACAGAUUUCCCGGGCCGAAAUGGUUCAAGGACGAGAUUGCAUCAAAUGAAACAGGUACGAAAUGGUCCAGGGCAAAAAUUAUGGGCCGGAAUGACCAUUUCGGAAGAUCAAAUGACGCGUGGUUGGCUCCGGUUGCUGGGAUGCCCUCGGAUGGUCUGUGGAUCCGUGGGGAGGAGGAGGAACCUGCACUCUACUGCAGGCUGAUUGUUGACGCCGUGGACCGCAUCGAAUCCCUAAUCGUAAAUAGGGCUGACGUCACUGGUGACCUCCUGAAUUUCGACCAAUGGAAGAAGGCAGACUAUCUUACAAUCGACCAAUCAACUAACUUCAUACUCGUCCACGUGACCAGUGCCAGGAAAAAACGGACGCUGGGAUUGGCUGUCUGGGCGUCCAAUCAGAACUUUUCUUCAUCAGUCACGUGGUCUUGUUUCGAUGAUUACUAUUUGGUUGAGCAAGAGUUCAAAGAUUACCUCACAAACGAGGAUAAUAAUAACAACAACAAUAAUAAUAAUAAAAGUGGUAAAAGUGGAUUUAGAAAUGAGAAUUUGAGACUUUUAAAGUCAGGGAAACUGAAGAAAGAUAGCCUCAAAACGAGGGUGCUUAACUUUGAUUCCAACUUUUAUAAAGAGUUGUUGGACGAUGAUAAUGAUGUCUAUAACGAUGACGACGAGUCAAAGCGGUUGAUAAAAGUGCGAAAUAUGCCUACGGAUGUAAUAUGGAUUGGUCUAUCGAAUGAUGCUGGUAGUAGUAGUAGUAGUGGUAGUGGUAGUAGUGGUGGUAGUGGUGGUGGUAGUAGUGGUGGUGGUGGUGGUGGCUACGACGACGAUAGUAGCGUUCCUAAAGUUAUGUGGUGUGGUCUUGAUGUGAAGAGGCUCACUAAGAAGAAGAUGUUUAGAAUUAGUCGCGUUCAGGAUGAAUAUGAAGACAGUCAGGAAGUGAUAUUGUACAUAUUGUUCUGCAUUUUAAUGCUUUUUGGCACCUUCUUCUGCGCUCAAUCCUUCUUCUACAUCAAAGAAAGUGCACGAAGAAAUGAUUCCGCCAUCAAGUACCAACAACUGAAUUCCUACCAAGAAGAACAUUUACCCAUCUUCGUCGUCGUCGUCGUCGUCGUCUUCAGAAUCGCCGCCACUAACGCUGCUACAACGACCACCGAUAAGAAGAACAACAGCAACAACAACAUCGAGAAAAGGUUCAGCAAUAGCAAUGUCAUCAACAAAAUUAUCAUCGCUAGCAACAACAACAACAACGAAAGCAUUGCCAACAACAACAACUGCAACAACAACAACUGCAACCAAAACCACAAAACCACCAUCAUCAACAACAGCAACAACAUCUUCAACAAAAAGACCGAUGCCAACAAAAUCAACAACAACAACAACAACAUCGAGAAAAGGUUCAACAAUAGCAACGUCAUCAACAAAAUUACCAUCUUCACUAGCAACAACAACAACAAAAACAUUGCCAACAACAACAGCAACAACAACAACAGCAACAACAGUGUCAUCAUUACCAUCAACACCAUCAACACCAGUUAA
This is a messenger RNA of Helobdella robusta, 4533 nucleotides long. RefSeq lists its product as hypothetical. NCBI's taxonomy places the organism in Eukaryota, Metazoa, Annelida, Clitellata, Rhynchobdellida, Glossiphoniidae. The transcript has 16 exons. Gene Ontology annotation, molecular function: fatty-acyl-CoA binding. Bases 1 to 4533 code for a protein of 1510 amino acids. The record is from RefSeq and is a predicted model, not a curated record.